Molecule: messenger RNA, 825 nt
Organism: Aureobasidium namibiae CBS 147.97
Lineage: Eukaryota; Fungi; Ascomycota; Dothideomycetes; Dothideales; Saccotheciaceae
Exons: 3
Coding region: 1-825 (274 amino acids)
Source: RefSeq, a predicted model, not a curated record
AUGGACAAGAAAAGAAAGAAGGCGCAGUCCCUCAAGGACUCCCGCGCUGCUAAGCUGAGAGUAUCAUUUGCUUCGCAAGUUCACACCGCCGAGUCUCGUAACCCACUGUCACCGAGAGAAUCGUCGAUUGCCCUCAGAGCUGCCAUUCAGUCUUCGCUCACAGCCCAGGCACCAGUUUCCGCUGCUCCUGACGCCGACUUCUCUCGAAUGCCAGCGCAUCCGUCUCCUGACACAGCCGGUCCUCCUCCCGGUGUAGCCAACCUUUCUUCCGAUGCAGUCGAUCCUCCUGCUGGUACAGCCGCGCCUUCUCCUCAUGCAGCGCAAUUGCCUCGUACACCAGCCUGCCCUCCUCUUGAUCACCACCACGACGCAAUCAACAACGAUCGCAAACCGAUUGUGGUCAUCGUGGGCCUUGACGGUUGGACCCGCAACACAGAGAGACUCUACCACCUUCUCAAGACAUACCACGAAAGAUACGGUCUCCUCAGUCUCAUCAUCUCCGAGCUCCAAACGAAUCAAAGCUACGAUGCCGGAAAGGACAUUUGCACAGAGGAUGGCGGAAUGCCAUCAAGCCCUCGCGUAUAUGCAAAGUCCAGCAGUCUGAGAUACGUGGGCCACGAUGGAGGUAUUCGCAAUGAUGUGAUUAUGGGACGCUUGCUCGAAUACAUGGCCGACAAGCGUGUCGAGGUCACUCAGUCAUCGGAGUACAGAAGGUCACAUGGAGCCAAAACAACCCGUGGGAACAGAGGGAGUGGGCGCACAAGAGGGGAAGAGGACGAGCAGGAAGGAGAAGAAGAUCAUGACGACGAACAAGAAGUGGACUAA